CUGCAUCCCCUCGCACCUCAAUCAUCGACUGGCCAUGUCUACGCCUACCCCUGUCACCAUCCUCGGCAGCACUGGUCUCACCGGCUCCGAGACUCUUCACGCCCUCCUCACCUCCUCACACCCCUUCUCCAUCACCACCGCCACCCGCCGCCCCAUCCCUUCCCCCUUCCCCAAAUGCAAACCUACAAACGCCCAAACCGUCCUCGACGAACGAAUCUAUCCUUCGCUCUUCGAUGCUCCCGCCGAUACUGCCCGGGGAAAGCUCGUACAAGAGGGCGGAGUGUAUGUGUCGUGUCUGGCGACGACAAGGGUGAAUGGGAAAGAAACGCAGAAGAAGGUAGAUUGGGAGCUCAAUAGGGAUCUUGCUACUAGAGCCAAAGCCGACGGAGCCAGAACAGCUAUCCUCGUAUCCGGCUCUCACGCAUCUCCCGACUCGUCAUUCUUCUACCUCCGCAUAAAAGGUCAGCUCGAAGAGCACCUUACCACCCUCGGCUUUAACCAUGUCGUUAUCCUCAAGCCUGGGAUGUUGCUUGGCCACAGGGAGAGGGUGGAUUGGGCCGAGAUUGGAUUGCAAAAGCUUUUUGGGUGGGCGAGAUGGGCCGGGGUAGGCACGGACGCGUUGGCUGUCGAUGGGAAAGAUGUUGGGGCUUGUAUCGCAAACCUUAUCGAGUACCCUCCUCUUGAGAAACAUCUUAUCUUGGGGAACAGGGAUAUCAUCGCUCGUGCAAGAUUGCUUCGAGCGUCCAGAUAGACGAGCCGGUCCAAGCUGUUCCUGUGAUUAUAUAUACCACGAGGGUAUAAACCUUCGCUUGUUGUUUGUAGGAUGUAGUCGUGCGUCAGGACAUGCAGCAAUCAGUAGACGAG
Messenger RNA from Cryptococcus amylolentus CBS 6039, 864 nucleotides. RefSeq lists its product as hypothetical. The transcript is spliced from 3 exons. Gene Ontology annotation, cellular component: cytoplasm. The record is from RefSeq and is a predicted model, not a curated record. Lineage: Eukaryota; Fungi; Basidiomycota; Tremellomycetes; Tremellales; Cryptococcaceae. Gene Ontology annotation, biological process: import into nucleus. The coding region runs from base 35 to 751 and encodes 238 amino acids.